AUGUGUCAAGGACAGCUGCCUCAACCCGAUGAAUUGAAAGAAGGCAUUAAUAAGGUAAUCAUUCACCGGCUGCCGGAUGACGCGUGGUUGUCGAGUCCUGAGGGGGAUUUUCCAGAAAGGGCCAUUGAGCAGAUCGAGUUUCGUUCUUCCAAGAUAGCUCGUAUAGAAGAUGGCUUUUUCAGCAGGCUAAGUGGACCCAAUCGUCUAAGGAAGCUGACAUUUCAGGGCGUGACAAGUAGUGCAGCUCUUGAUGCAAAGACUCUCGCCGGUCUAGGGAGUUCUCUCAAUGAACUGAAAGUAGUCGGAAAAGUGGACGUUGACCUCAACGCCGUAGGCAACCUGAGUGCUCUUACAGAAUUAGCACUGCUCAACGCAAACGCCUCCCCGAUGCCAGAAGGGUUUCUUGCCUCCUUGCCCAUGCUUCGAGUUUUGGAAGUGGUCAACUCAAAUCUCUCUACCCUGCCGUGGAGUUCCCUUAUACAGUGGGCUAACGAAGACAGGACGAGGGGUCUUCGAAUCAGUAAUAUGGUAGUGGAUUGCGAUUGCCGCGCUCUGGUGCUUGCAGAACAAGAUCCGGCCCUAUUCACAAGGUAA
Molecule: messenger RNA, 594 nt
Organism: Dibothriocephalus latus
Lineage: Eukaryota; Metazoa; Platyhelminthes; Cestoda; Diphyllobothriidea; Diphyllobothriidae
Source: the annotation of a GenBank genome assembly